AUGGUUAACACUAUUGUCGUGGUCGGCGCGGGCGUCAGUGGCCUCACCUCGGCGCUGCUGCUCGCUAUGGGCAGGCGGGCCAGCGUCACGGUGGUUGCGAAACACAUGCCGGGCGAUUACGAUAUUGAGUAUGCGUCGCCGUGGGCUGGCGCCAACGUCUCGCCAAUGGCAAGCCUGGACGACAGCCGAUGGGAGCGACGGACCUGGCCGGAGCUGAAGCGCCUGGCCGAGGUGGCCCCAGAAACGGGGAUACACUUCCAGAAGUACCGCAUCUACAGGCGUGAACAGGACAUGCAAGGCAGCAAGCGCGUUGCGGACCCCAUGUUCGACGAUGACCCCUGGUACAAGGACGUGAUGCCGGAGUAUCGCGAGCUGCGCGCCAACGAGGUCAUCCCGGGACACGACUCGGGAUGUGAGUUUACCAGCGUGUGCAUCAACACGGCGACGUACCUGCAGUGGCUUCUCGGACAAUGUCUCGCGCACGGCGUGGUGGUACGGCGGAUGGUGCUGCGUGACUUGGCGGAGGCCCAGUACCUCAGUCAUGCGGGCCGGCCAGCGGACGUGAUUGUCAACGCGACGGGACUCGGCUCGCUGCGGCUCGGGGGCGUGCAGGACGAGGCCAUGAUGCCUGUGCGCGGCCAGACGGUGCUGGUGCGUAACGAGUGCACGCCCAUGGUGUCGACUUCGGGCACCGACGACGGCGACACGGAGAUUCUAUACCUGAUGCAGCGGGCCGGCGGCGGGGGCACCAUACUUGGCGGCACGUACGACAUGGGCAACUGGGAAUCGGCGCCGGACCCCAACAUUGCCGUGCGCAUCAUGCGGCGCGCGGUGGAGGCGUGCCCGGACUUGGUGGGCGGCGAGGGCCGAGGCAUCGAGGCGCUCAGCAUCGUGCGACACAAUGUCGGGCUCCGGCCGUACCGCAAGGGCGGCGUUCGCAUCGAGCGGGAGAGGCUGCGUCUUGGCGACGGCCGGGACGAGGCGACGGCGCCGUGGGUGGUGCACAAUUACGGACACGCGGGAUGGGGAUAUCAAGGGUCGUACGGCUGUGCGGAGCGUGUCGUCGAGCUCGUCAACGAGAUUCGCCUCGGGCUGCCCGUGACCCCCGGGCACCAUAUACAGACAUUUGUGCUAAGCAGGAGACCUGAUCCUGAUACUAAGUACGUGGUUGUUGAGGACGAGCCCGUGGAUUGA
Molecule: messenger RNA, 1194 nt
Organism: Purpureocillium takamizusanense
Lineage: Eukaryota; Fungi; Ascomycota; Sordariomycetes; Hypocreales; Ophiocordycipitaceae
Product: D-amino acid oxidase
Exons: 4
Coding region: 1-1194 (397 amino acids)
Molecular function (GO): FAD binding; D-amino-acid oxidase activity
Source: RefSeq, a predicted model, not a curated record